This is a messenger RNA of Anthostomella pinea, 2370 nucleotides long. The record is from the annotation of a GenBank genome assembly. NCBI's taxonomy places the organism in Eukaryota, Fungi, Ascomycota, Sordariomycetes, Xylariales, Xylariaceae.
AUGAAGUUCGGAGAGCAGCUGCGUUCCAGCGUUAUUCGCGAGUAUCAAUGGUACUACAUCAAUUACGAUGGACUCAAAGACGAGCUCAAGACCGCCACCGGGCCCGUCGUAGAUGCCGACAACAACGAAGCCGGUCCCUCGGAUACCUCUAAGAAGAGUAAGGCGCGGCACAAGAAUAGGUGGUCAGAAGAGGACGAGCAGAGGUUCAUCUCAAGGCUAUACGCCGAAUUGGACAAGGUGUACACCAAGACCAAAGUCAAGCAAUCCGAGAUUCAACGCCGCAUAGCAGUCAGCGAUCGGGAGGUCAAGGAGGUCGUGGCCAAGGUGACGGAGCGAGGUCUGGCAGAGCAGGGUCCCUCUGAAGAAGACUUCAUGCUGCUCGAGGAAGACCUGAGCGACAUUAUUGCCGACGUCCACGACCUCGCCAAGUAUGUCCAGCUGAAUUAUACGGGCUUUUAUAAGAUAAUCAAGAAACACGAUAAAAUGACCAACUGGAGCCUACGGCCGUCGUUCGAUGCUGCACUCAAGAAGAAGCCAUUCUACAACGAAGACUUUGACGCUGAAGUCGUGAAACUCUCCAACAUGUACAACAACGUACGAACGAGGGGCAAUCCCAUAAAGGGGGAUAGCUCCGCUGGUGGAACACAAGGCAGCUUUGUCCGCCAGACCACCAAGUACUGGGUACACCCGGACAAUAUUACCGAACUCAAGCUUGUUAUUCUCAAGCAUCUUCCAGUGUUGGUCUUCAAUCCGAACAAAGAGUUUGAGCAGGCCGAUUCGGCUAUCAGCUCCAUAUACUACGACAACCCCGACAAGUGGGACUUAUACGCCGGGCGCUUGAAGAAGACCGAAGGUGCAGAAGCCGUCCGUCUACGAUGGUACGGUGGAAUGCAGACCGACAACAUAUUCAUAGAACGGAAGACUCACCGCGAGGACUGGACUGGCGAGAAAUCCGUCAAAGCUCGGUUCUCCGUGAAGGAGAAGAAUGUGAACGCUUUUAUGAGAGGCGACCUGCUUCCAGCUGCGUUCUUCGAAAAAGCUCGAAAAGAUGGCAAAAGAUCAGAGAAGGCUAUUGCUGAGGAUGAGAGCCUAGCCAGAGAGGUGCAAUACUCGGUCAUCAAGAACCGCUAUGUACCCGUCUGUAGGUCCUUCUACAACCGCACCGCAUUUCAGCUUCCAGCGGAUGCACGUGUCCGGGUUUCCCUCGAUACGGAGCUUACCAUGGUGCGUGAGGAUAACCUGGACGGCGUCAAGCGGUCUGGAGACAACUGGAGGCGGAUGGAUAUCGGCAUUGACUGGCCUUUCUCACAACUCCCGCCCGGCGAUGUCCUGCGCUUCCCUUAUGCCGUCUUGGAAGUGAAACUCCAGACACAACAUGGGCAAGAACCCCCUGAGUGGAUUCGCCAGCUCAUCUCCAGCCACCUUGUUGAGGCCGUUCCAAAGUUUUCCAAGUUCAUUCAUGGCACAGCUGCCCUAUUUCCCGACCGCAUUAACCUGCUUCCGUACUGGAUGCCUCAAAUGGAUGUAGACAUUCGCAAGCCAGUAACACACAACUUCGGCAUUAAGCGCCCGGGGCAGUCACACAGUGGUACGACAUCAGACGAUGAAGAUGAGGACGACAUGGACUCGGACGAGGAAGAGAUGGAGGCGAGAACGCCAUCAGCCCCCUCCCGCGGCAGAAAUGGCCUGUCUCGCGGCGCUCAAGCUAUGGCUCUGGGGGAUAUGGAGGGCCAGACUACAGAGGAGAUCGCUUCGAACGAGGAUUAUCCCCUUUACGACUCAGAUGAUGAGUCAGACGAGGACGACAGGAUAGAGGAGGCCAGGCGAGUUGGCGGCUGGACAUACUACUCAACGUUGGCCAAGAGCUACGCAAAAGCAACGGGUCGCGGAGCGCUGGCAGUGGUGCAGACGCUCACGCCACGACCACGAGCUACAACAGUGCCGCGCAGUAAUCGAACACAGAUGUUCUUUGGCGACCAGGACGUCCAGACCAAGAGGUUCAAGGCGCCCAAGGGCAAGAAGAUCUACGUGCCUGUCAGAGUGGAACCCAAGGUCUUCUUUGCGGCAGAGAGAACGUAUCUCGGCUGGCUCGAGUUCUCGAUCUACAUCGGAGCCAUCGCCGUCACGUUACUCAACUUUGGCAGCAAGCCCAACAAGCUCUCGUUUAUCGUCGCCGGCAUCUUUACCCUCCUCGCCAUCUUGGCUCUCUGCUACUCGGUUGCUAUCUACUUAUACCGAAGCAAGGGCAUCCGGGAGCGGCAGGUGAUCAAAUACUACGACAGGCUUGGACCUACUAUUCUGUGCGGUGCCCUGUUUAUGGGUGUUGCUCUUAACUUUGCAUUCGAGGGGCGGGACAGGCAGCUGUGGUAG